AUGACCAGGGGAGUCUUCCUGGACCCCCUGCGACGGGAUGCCCGGCCACGACCGCUGCUGCAGUCAGACUAUAUCCAACAAGAAGACGGAGGAGAAACGAGGCCCAGCGUGUUCCUGUUAGACUUUCACGACGUGAUGCUGGAAGAAGACUCGCCAGGCAGUGGCAGGCUCGUCAUGUAUUCCGUGGAGUGGGACGAGACGCACGAAGACUGGGCCGAGGAUCCCGAUCCCGCCUGGCGUUACGAUGCGAACACGCUCCGCUGCUGGAAAACAACGGAUGUCUACGAGCAGCUCCUACCCUCACCCAAGGGCAGCGGGACUGCUGCUCAGACAGUAGUGGGUGCCCCGGCUCUGCCGCACCCCAGGAUCCUCAACUACCUCGGCUCGGAUCCCUGGACCCGAUUUCCACUGCUCGAGAUGCCAAGCGGGACGAUUCCUCUGACUGAGUUUCUCACCCGACACCUGGCGGCGCUGUACCCCCCAAGCCGCGACGGACAGCCAUCGCCGCAGCCAAGAAUCGACGCCGCCUACCUUCCCCUCGUGUACCAGUGGACGCUCCACAUGGUCUCAGCCCUGUCCUUCCUCCACACGAACGAGAUCGUCCUAGGUGAUUUGAGUGCCGACUCGUGCUGGCUGUCGUCACCAGAACACGUACCGCCGCUCCAACUCUCGAUCGCCGGCUUCCCCGAUGCACACUAUCGCUCCUACUCCCACAGUGGUGUGCAGAUCAACGGUUUUAGUACAUCAAGUGCAUACUUCCACCCUCUCCGCGAGGUCAGUAGCCCAAGCCGCGCCACAGAUAUCUCACUCGUGGGUUGUAUGAUUUACAAAUUUAUGACGGGCGAGUGGCCGGCCCGGCCGGCUGCUUCACAGGAUCGAGAAGAGAUCAAUGCGUUAUUCAGGAGCCGUACGCUUCCGGUUAGCCGCUGGGUUCGUGAGGGCCGCGGACCGGCCCUGGAGCGGGCUUAUCUUGGUGACAUUGCAAGAAAAUGCUGGAGAGGUGACUACGGCGAAGAUGUCCAGGCACUGAGAGAGGAUCUGACACAGUUCAUUGCGGCCGAGGGAUGGGUUAUCGAAGACGGUGACGAUAUGCUCAAAGACUUCAGCCUUGAAGGUCUUUCGUUGGACAAGACGGUAUAG
Messenger RNA from Microdochium trichocladiopsis, 1140 nucleotides. RefSeq lists its product as uncharacterized. The transcript has a single exon. The record is from RefSeq and is a predicted model, not a curated record. NCBI's taxonomy places the organism in Eukaryota, Fungi, Ascomycota, Sordariomycetes, Xylariales, Microdochiaceae. Bases 1 to 1140 code for a protein of 379 amino acids.